Striga hermonthica is the source of this 1074-nucleotide messenger RNA. Lineage: Eukaryota; Viridiplantae; Streptophyta; Magnoliopsida; Lamiales; Orobanchaceae. The record is from the annotation of a GenBank genome assembly.
AUGGAUGAAGUCGAGCCUUAUGAUUGUUGGGAGGUCGUCGUGAAUGGAUGUUUGGAAGACAAAGAUUUGGACAAUAUUCUAAGCAUACUGGACUCUCCGGUUGAGGGUUUUGAAUGGGACGGGCUUUCUGGGGAAUGGGAGGCCAGCAAGUCGAAUUGUCUCGGGCCUGUACAGCCCAACGUGCUGACUGAUUCGGGCCAGCUGGUUUUACCUCCACUGCCAACUGCCGACGCUGCUGCACCACUCGAGCAAUAUCACCAAUCGUCCUUCCAACCUAAAGGCACAACCUUUCCUCUGCUUACGAACAAAUUCACAGAUUCCCGAAAGGAAAAAGUGGCAUUCCACACACAAAGCCCUGUUUCCGUGCUUGAAGGCAACAACUGUCGCUCAUCCGUCAUCAAAUCCUGCACUAGCAAGCGAGCUCGGUCCAAACGGGCCCGGCCUUUGGGCCUGAGCCCAUGGCUCUUCAUGCUGCCUCCAUUUGCCGCUACCGGAAAGGCUGGGAAAGCUAAGGGGAGGAGAAAGAAACCAUCUCCAAUCCCGGGCUCCGAGGGAGAUGGAUUGCACGACCACACGGAGCCACGGAACGGUGUCAAAAAAUGCUCGCAUUGUGAAGUUACGAAAACGCCCCAGUGGAGGGAGGGCCCGUUGGGCCCGAAGACCCUCUGCAAUGCGUGUGGGGUCCGUUACAGGUCGGGCCGCCUUCUCCCAGAGUACAGACCGGCGGCAAGCCCGACUUUCGUGCCAUCAGUUCACUCGAAUUCGCACAGGAAGGUGAUUCAGAUGAGGAACAAGGCAACACAGCAGCCACCGGGCGAAGUUGUGGGGCCCAUAUUCUGGAAUACUGGCUCGGACCCCUGCAUUCAACCUCAACACAGCUGCCUUCGACUCCAUAUAGCACACCACCUUUUUCCGUCCCUCCUUGCUAGCCAGGUCCAAUAUCCGUCUCACAGCGAAGAAGUUGGCUUCCAUCUCAUCUCCUGGCCUGUCCCAUUCCAUCCGACAUUCUUUGAUUCAGCCUCCAUUAAUGGUUCCCUCCCCUCUAAAUCUCACUUCGUCUGCAGAAGAAAGUAG